CUCAAUAAUCGCUGAGCAAGUUUCGUUUUUCACUAUUCGAUUUUAUAAACCUGUGAGACAAUAAUAGCAAUAUUUUUUGUUGAACUCGAUAAAAAAAAAAAAAACUUUGACGACAACGGGCCAACGCAUAUAACGAUUAUCUUUUUCGCGUCGUCCACUGCCAAUUAUAUAACAGCCAUUGACCUAUAAUUAAUUGUUCGUAGUUUAUUCAAACGUCUAGUCUCCUUCUAACCUCAUCUGUUACGUGUGACCUAUUGCAAACAAGUUUAAAUCUGUAGAAGGUCAAGAUCAAUAGUAUACCAAACCGCAGUUGAUAAUUAGACGUUACUCGAACAAACGAUAAAUGAUGAUGAUUCAAUUGUUUUGCAUUUUGGUUGUAACAUUUUAUUUAAGCACAGCUAUUGAAGAUAAUAAAACAUGCUAUGUAUGUAAAAAAGAACCAUUGACGGUUACCAUUAAUCCAUGUAACCAUAAAAUUGGUAGUAUUUGUGGUUAUAGAUGGAAUAUUCUAUGCGCUGGUUGGUAUUGUCCACAUUGUGAAACACCAAUAUCAUCAUUAGACGGCCUUGAUGAUUUCUAUGACACAUACGAAAACGUUUCUACCAAUGGAGUAUGUGUUUGUAAAAACGAAUAUGCUUCUGGGUACACUUUAAGUCCUUGUGGUCACAGUGUAGGAUAUAUAUGUGGAAGCUUAUUGAAGAAAAUCAAUCGACCUAUUUGUCCAAUUUGUUUCAAUAAUAUACUGUUAUUUGAUGAAAUAAAACCACUUGAAGUUGAUACGCGUUUGGGAUGUUCAAUUAUUUUGCAAAACGUGCUUCAAUGUUGUUGGCCAUUGAAAGAGAAAGAGUAAAUGUUCAAUAUUACACUGAAUCAGUGUUCUGUAUAAAAUUACAUAACAUAGUAUAAACUGUAUUUAAUAUUAAACUAAAACUACA
Molecule: messenger RNA, 935 nt
Organism: Daktulosphaira vitifoliae (grape phylloxera)
Lineage: Eukaryota; Metazoa; Arthropoda; Insecta; Hemiptera; Phylloxeridae
Exons: 6
Coding region: 344-850 (168 amino acids)
Source: RefSeq, a predicted model, not a curated record